This is a messenger RNA of Cajanus cajan (pigeon pea), 1026 nucleotides long. The record is from RefSeq and is a predicted model, not a curated record. NCBI's taxonomy places the organism in Eukaryota, Viridiplantae, Streptophyta, Magnoliopsida, Fabales, Fabaceae.
AUGAAAGAUGGCACUGCAACCCUCGAGGUGCCACACGGCAAAACAUUCAAGUUGAAACCUCUUCAAUUCAAUGGUCCCUGCAAUUUCCCUUCGGUUCAUUUUCAGCUUGAAGGAAAUAUUAUUGCACCAAGGAACACCAAAGCAUGGAAGGGGCAUGACUCUGAAAGAUGGAUUGAAUUUUUGAACAUUGAUGGCCUUAUAAUUGAUGGAGGUGGACAAAUCAACGCCAGAGGUUCUGUUUGGUGGGAAUUUUGUAGAGAGAAUAGCUGUUCAAGACCAACUGCCUUGUUUAUUCAUAACUGCAAUAAAUUCCUGCUAAAUGGGACUCGUCAUCUCAAUAGUGCAAGAAAUCAUAUAUCUAUAAAUAGUUGCACUAACUCAAAAGUAUAUAAUGUCACUACGAUUGCCCCAGAAGAUAGCCCAAAUACAGAUGGAAUUGACAUUUCUCAGUCAAGCUACAUUCUAAUCCAGGACUCAACCUUUGCAACUGGAGAUGACUGCAUCGCCAUUAAUGGUGGCACAUCAUAUAUUAACAUUACUGGUGUAACUUGUGGACCAGGUCAUGGUAUAAGUGUUGGAAGCCUCGGAAAAAAACAAUCUUAUGAAGUAGUGGAACAUGUUCGCGUAUAUAAUUGCAGUUUCACGGGAACAACAAAUGGAAUGAGAAUAAAGACAUGGGAGGGUGGAUCUGGGUAUGCAAGAAAUAUCUCCUUCCAACAUAUCAUACUUACAAAUACCUCAAAUCCUAUAAUUAUUGACCAGAAAUAUUCAGAUCUAACAAAUGAAGGCAAAGAGCAGACAUCUGCAGUGCAAAUAAGUGGGGUGACAUAUCGGGAUGUGAAGGGAACUUCUCAAAGUGAGAUAGCAAUUAUUUUGGAUUGCGGGGGCGUUACAGGCUGCACUGAUAUCUUUAUGGAUUCAAUUAACAUAACAGCAACUUCAUCAGGAUCAAAAGUUCGUGCUUCCUGCAACAAUGUUCAUGGAUUUACUACUUUUACUUCACCUCCCGUGCCUUGCUUGUCAUAA